AAACAAGAUGGAUUUUUUUAUUAUUAUUAUUAAAGUGCAAGCUCUGUUGAAAAGUAGUAACAAUAAUACUUUCUCUGACACUAAGAUGUAAAAUGGCACAGAAAGGAGUUCAGCUGGACCGGGAAACCUUCUCUUGUUCAAUCUGUCUGGAUCUACUGAAGGAUCCUGUGACUACUUCCUGUGGACACAGCUACUGCAUGAACUGUAUUAAAGCUCACUGGGAUGGAGAGGAUGAGAAGAAAAUCUACAGCUGUCCUCAGUGUAGAAAGACUUUCACACCGAGGCCUGUCCUGCUGAAAAACACCAUGUUAGCAGAUUUAGUGGAGGAGCUGAAGAAGACUGAAGAACUCCAAGCUGCUCCUGCUGAUCACUGCUAUGCUGGAGCUGAAGAUGUGGCCUGUGAUGUCUGCACUGGGAGAAAACUGAAAGCACACAAGUCCUGUCUGGUGUGUCUGGUCUCUUACUGCGAGAAACACCUUCAGCCUCAUUAUAACUCCUCUGCGUUUGAGAAACACAAGCUGGUGGAGCCCUCCAAGAAGCUGAAGGAGAACAUCUGCUCUUGUCAUGAUGAGGUGAUGAAGAUGUUCUGCCGUACUGAUCAGCAGCUUAUCUGUUAUCUCUGCUCUGUGGAUGAACAUAAAGGCCACAACACAGUCUCAGCUGCAGCAGAAAGGACUGAGAGGCAGAAAGAGCUCGAGGGGAGUCAACAAAACAUCCAGCAGAGAAUCCAGGACAGAGAGAAAGAUGUGAAGCUGCUUCAACAGGAGGUGGAGGCCAUCAAUCGCUCUGCUAAUAAAGCAGUGAAAGAAAGUAAGAAGAUCUUCACUGAGCUGAUCCGUCUCAUGGAGAAAAGACGCUUUGAUGUGGAGCAGCAGGUCAGAUCACAGCAGAAAACUGAAGUGAGUCGAGUCAAAGAGCUUCAGGAGAAGCUGGAGCAGGAGAUCACUGAGCUGAAGAGGAAAGACGCUGAGAUGAAGAAGAUCUCAGACACAGAGGAUCACAUCCAGUUUCUACACAACUACUCCUCACUGUCACCACUCAGUGAAUCUACAUCCAGCAUCGAUAUCCGUCCUCUGCGCUACAUUGAGGACGUGACAGCGGCUGUGUCAGAAGUCAGAGACAAACUACAGGACGUCCUGAGAGACACAUGGACAAACAUCUCACUGACUGGGACUGAAGUGGAUGUUUUACUGUCAAAUCCACAAUCAGAUCCAAAGACUAGAGCUGACAUCUUAAAAUAUUCACUUGAAAUCACACUGGAUCCAAACACAGUACAUCCAGAGCUGUUGUUAUCUGAGGGGAACAGAAAAGUAACCGUUAUGGAAGAACAACAGUCUUAUUCUCAUCACCCAGACAGAUUCACAGAUUAUUGGCAGGUCCUGAGUAAAGAGAGUCUGACCGGACGUUGUUACUGGGAGGUGGAGUGGAGAGGGAGAGGUGAAGUAGCAGUCGCAUACAAGAAUAUCAGCAGAGCAGGGUGGUCGGAUAAAUGUGAAUUUGGACUCAAUGACAAAUCUUGGGCGUUAGGAUGUAACAAAAACAGUUAUACAUUUUGGUACAACAAUGUCCAAACUCUUGUCCCAGGUCCUGUGUCCUCCAGAGUAGGAGUGUACCUGGAUCACAGUGCAGGUGGUUUACCAGGAAAACUUAUGGAACUUAUGGCCAAACAUGGUUUUCCAUUGUCGCCAGUGCUCGAAUUGGACCAAAAAAGGUGCCAGUGACCUGUUACAGCAAUCUUGUAGGGGUUUCGCCAGUCUCACAGUCGAAUCUUCGCGUCUGAAAAUGUGGUUAUGAAACAAAGGAUCAUUCCAUUUGUGGGGGUGCUGAAUGUCUGACUUUACAUAAAAUUGUUUGGUUUGUCCCGAAAAAAAAUCAGGUUUUAUAGCCUAUUUUGAUAUAAAUAUCAGCCUAUUAAUAAUACUGUUAAUAACAAUUACUCAUGUGGACAAACACAAGAAGUGACGGUACUUAGUACUGGCCCUUUUCAUACCUUUAUUUAUUCAGGGGAGUUUCACUGAGAGGAAGCCUCUCUUUUGCAGGAAAGCCCCGAUCACAUUUACACAGUUGCACACAUUCAAACCUGGAAGCUGCCCAGUACAACCACAGUCUGAUCUGCUGGCCACUGAGCAGCUUAACUGGAGUGAUUGGGAUCAAGAGCCUCAGUCAAGGGCAACUCAGUGGUGGUAAUGAGGGAUGGACGGGUGUUGGGACGGGUGUCUGUUUGGGGGAUUAAACCGGCGACCUCCCGGUCCCUGCUCCAACUGUAUAUGCCACCACUGCCCCAGGCACUGAUUGCAAAUGUAAAUGGCCUGUUUUUAUAUAGCGCGUUUCUAGUCUUAAUGACUACUCAAAACGCUUUAACAUAGUACAGGAACCAUUCACAC
This is a messenger RNA of Perca fluviatilis (European perch), 2384 nucleotides long. Its product is annotated as tripartite motif-containing protein 16-like. Gene Ontology annotation, molecular function: zinc ion binding. The record is from RefSeq and is a predicted model, not a curated record. The coding region runs from base 93 to 1721 and encodes 542 amino acids. The transcript has 2 exons. Lineage: Eukaryota; Metazoa; Chordata; Actinopteri; Perciformes; Percidae.